ACCAUCUUCACUUUUAUCUCUAUUUCUCUUUUGCGAACAAACCCGACUUAUUGCCUCUGGCCCCUUUCCACUCAUUAUUCUUUCCAACGUUCUUAUCACUUUCCCCAGCCAAUUUUAACAUGAGAAUCGUUGUCCUUACCACAUUAUAUAUGGGAAUUUAUUGUACAUUAGUAUCGGUGGCACAGGCUGCUAGCGCACUUGGAACGCGCGGUAUCGCAACAGUCAUGCAAAUCGAAGAUGAUUCGACCAGUUCUGGACUGGAGAAGCGUGGUGGACGUGGUACAUGGUAUUCAGGAAGCGAUCUUCGAAACGCUGCUUGCUAUGAUCGCAAAGGUCUUGCGCCUUACCAUGCAUCGACUCAUAGUAUGAUUGGUGCCAUGGCAAUGAACGAUUUCGAGCAAUGCUAUAAGUGCGUCAAAAUCACCAAUAACCGGAUUCCCGCUCUUUCAGUGAUUGUGAAAAUUGUCGAUAAAUGCGCAGCCUGCAAAGUCGGCAAAGCCAUUGACUUGACUCCUGCUGCCUUUCAAAAGAUUGCUCCAGCAGGAAACCUAGGCAUCGGUGUACUGGAUAUUACGUGGAAACCUGUUCAUUGUCCACGAUCACGCUUUCUACCUGGAAAUCCUAAGGGUUUGGGAUUAUUUUAGCUAGCUUGUGUACCGAUUGCCAUAGCAUCAUCAUACACCUACAAUGCUAUUCAUUCAUACGAUCUCUCCCUAUUUUUCGAUUCAUUGUUCCGACCAUUGGUCUACUCUCACUUUGUCAUAUGACUCGCUUGUCUAAGUAUCAAAAUAAAAAACCGCCAAUCGUGUAUAACAUCUCAAUGACAAUAUUAUCGUCCAGAUGAAUAGGGUUUUUCGGUCGACCAUAUUUGGUAAACUGUCCUUAAGACGAACCAAAACAGCGUAG
Molecule: messenger RNA, 906 nt
Organism: Radiomyces spectabilis
Lineage: Eukaryota; Fungi; Mucoromycota; Mucoromycetes; Mucorales; Radiomycetaceae
Exons: 4
Coding region: 120-644 (174 amino acids)
Biological process (GO): defense response to fungus; defense response to bacterium
Source: RefSeq, a predicted model, not a curated record